AUGACAGAGGUGGUGCCAUCCAACGCCCUCAGCGAGGUCAGCCUGCGCCUCCUCUGCCACGAUGACAUAGACACUGUGAAGCAUCUCUGUGGCGACUGGUUCCCCAUCGAGUACCCAGACUCAUGGUAUCGUGACAUCACCUCCAACAAGAAGUUCUUUUCCCUUGCUGCAACCUACAGGGGUACCAUUGUAGGAAUGAUAGUAGCUGAAAUAAAAAGUAGGACCAAGAUACACAAGGAGGAUGGAGAUAUUCUAGCCUCCAACUUCUCUGUUGACACACAAGUUGCAUACAUUCUAAGUCUGGGAGUAGUGAAGGAAUUCAGAAAGCACGGCAUAGGUUCCCUUUUACUUGAGAGUUUAAAGGAUCACAUAUCCACCACUGCCCAGGACCACUGCAAAGCCAUCUACCUGCACGUCCUCACCACCAACAACACAGCAAUAAACUUCUACGAAAACAGAGACUUCAAGCAGCACCACUAUCUCCCCUAUUACUAUUCCAUCCGUGGGGUCCUCAAAGAUGGCUUCACUUAUGUCCUCUACAUCAAUGGUGGCCACCCUCCCUGGACCAUCUUAUAUCCUUUUCUCCUCGGGGGAUUUACCGCCAGGCCCACAGCCUGCUCUGCAGCUUCCUGCCAUGGUCGAGCAUCUCCACCAAGGGCGGCAUUGAAUACAGCCGGACCAUGUGAUGCCAGCCGGGCAGUCUCCAGCAGGUCCCCACCCCUUGGCGCCCUGCGGAGCCCACCUUCUUGGCCAUUUGACCUCAACUGUGUUCUGCAGAGGAGCUGGCCCAUCACCGGCCCCAGCUGCAGGCCCGGUGCUACAUGGGCUCUGGAGCAGAGCGUCGUGGGGCGGGUAUGCCCGGUCUCCAACAGGCUCUUCCAGCCCUCCUUCCUGCUCUGGAAACCUCUGCCCUUGCCUUGGCCUGGCCCCCAUGUGAGUGCACCAGCCUCAUAG
Messenger RNA from Pipistrellus nathusii (Nathusius's pipistrelle), 954 nucleotides. NCBI's taxonomy places the organism in Eukaryota, Metazoa, Chordata, Mammalia, Chiroptera, Vespertilionidae. The record is from the annotation of a GenBank genome assembly.